Messenger RNA from Paracoccidioides brasiliensis Pb18, 3333 nucleotides. Its product is annotated as protein hir1. Gene Ontology annotation, cellular component: HIR complex; nucleus. The record is from RefSeq and is a predicted model, not a curated record. The transcript is spliced from 5 exons. Gene Ontology annotation, molecular function: protein binding; nucleosome binding. Gene Ontology annotation, biological process: regulation of DNA-templated transcription; DNA-templated transcription; chromatin remodeling. The coding region runs from base 1 to 3333 and encodes 1110 amino acids.
AUGCAUAUUAUCAAGCCAGUUUGGCUGACCCAUGGAGGCGAACGGAAAGAUUUUGAGGUCUACAGCUGCGACGUCUCGCCCGAUGGAAAGAGACUUGUAACUGCGGCUGGAGAUGGACAUGUUCGGAUCUGGUCAACAGAGGCUAUCUACAAUGCUGCUGAUCCGCUGUAUGCGAACCAGCCACGCCAGCUGGCAUCCAUGAGUAAUCAUUCCGGUACCAUCCAUGCUGUGCGAUUCUCUCCUAACGGCAGAUAUGUUGCUUCUGGUGCGGAUGAUAAGAUUGUUUGCAUAUAUGUGUUGGAAUCCAACCCUCCGUCUCACGCAUCGACAUUUGGAACCAAUGAACCACCUCCGGUCGAGAACUGGCGGACCAUACGUAGAUUGAUAGGCCACGAUAACGAUGUCCAAGAUCUUGGCUGGUCCUAUGAUUCUUCUAUCCUUGUGUCUGUUGGCUUGGACUCUAAGGUUGUGGUGUGGUCUGGCCAUACGUUUGAGAAGCUGAAGACUAUUUCAAACCAUCAGAGUCACGUCAAGGGGAUUACGUUUGACCCAGCGAACAAAUAUUUUGCUACGGCGGGUGAUGAUCGAACCGUGCGAAUAUUCCGAUUCACUCCACCGGCCCCGAACUCUACCGCGCAUGACCAGAUGAACAACUUUGUUCUUGAACAAACCAUAUCCGCCCCCUUCGUCAACUCACCGUUGACAACUUACUUUCGGAGAUGUUCUUGGUCGCCAGAUGGCAACCAUAUUGCUGCCGCAAAUGCUGUGAAUGGUCCCGUCAGCUCCGUUGCAAUCGUCAACCGUGGAUCUUGGGAUGGGGAUAUCAAUUUAAUUGGACAUGAGGGACCUGUGGAGGUUUGCGCUUUCUCACCUAGACUAUACGAAUCACCGGGUUUGGGUAAGGUGUCUGCUGACAAGCACGGGCACCCAAUGCAUGCGCUUGUAACAGUCAUUGCGUGCGCUGGGGCUGAUAAAUCCCUCAGCGUGUGGAUCACAAGUAAUCCACGUCCGGUCGUAGUUGCGCAGGAACUAGCUGCUAAAGCAAUCUCAGAUCUUUCCUGGUCUCCGGAUGGGAAAUGCUUAUUUGCGACAGCCUUGGACGGCACGAUCCUUUGUGUCCGAUUUGAAAACGAUGAAUUGGGCAAGCCUAUGCCCUUAGAAGAGAAUGAGAAGUCCUUAACCAAGUUCGGCACGAAUAGGAGAGGUGCCGGCAUCGUUGAGUCUACAAAUGGCCUGUUACUGGAGGAGAAAAGCAAGGCUGGUGAAAUCAAGGGCGUCGAAGGCCGUAUGGGAGCUCUGAUGGGUGAUGGCCAUGCUUCUACUGACCAAGGCGUCAAUGGGACCUCUGUGAAUUUACCAUCCAAUGGAACCACACCUGCUGGAGCUUCCACACCUGUUGGUGGAGGUGCUGCCAGUGCUCAGAAGAGUCAACCCAAUGGACCAGUGAAUGGAAAUAGUGGAGAACAAGAUAAACGGGAUCCAUAUAUGGCCAAGUUAGAGAGACUCAAGCAGAGACCUACUUACACUAAGGAUGGAAAGAAGCGCAUUCAACCACUCCUUGUCUCCGGAGCGGGUGGUGCAGAGUCGUCUCUCCCGCAAUCACGGUUGGUAACAAGCAGUCAAGGAGAGAAGCUUGAAGGUCCCAACUCAAUCCUGGACCUUUCUAAACCAUUCGAUGGUCUUCCAAAAGGUGGUUUAGCAGCACUGUUGUUUGGGAAUAAGCGCAAGUUUGCGCAGAUCGAGGGUGACGAGGAGGGGACUGUUGAGAAGAGGGUAGCUGCGGCUUCUGAAAAUGGAGCUAUACCCAUUCUCGCGAAUUCACCAGAGGGUCUCCGGCCUGCGCAGCCAGGAGAUUCACGAGGUGGUCCUCAAUCUACACCCGAAUUUAUAAGACCUGCUGUGGUUAAUCCUUGUAUGGCCAUUAGCCAAUUGCGGCUAGCCGUGCCAAAGAUCAGAAGCCAUAUUUUGCAGGCGAUAGAUACGUCGGGGAACCCUUCUGCUGCUUCAGAUACACCAUCAGGCGCAACGAACUCAGGAACCCCACCUAGGCCCAAGGCGGAUAUCGUUUUCGAAGCUCGGAAUCCUCCUGCGUCUUCUGGUCGGCAUGUUGAUCGAGAACCUGUCCGAAUUACCCUUACGCGUGGCGAUCAGCCGCUGUGGCAGGAUUUUAUACCUAAAACAGUGCUUCUCGUUACGGGUAAUCGAAAACUGUGGGCUGCAGCAUCGGAAGACGGCUCUGUAUAUAUCUGGACACCAGCUGGACGGCGGCUUCUCAACGCACUUGUCCUGGAAGCCCAGCCUGUGAUUCUAGAGUGCAACGGACCUUGGGUCCUCUGCGUAAGCGCUGUGGGCAUGUGCUAUGUGUGGAACGUAAAAACUCUGUCCUCCCCACAUCCACCUGUCUCCCUCGCUCCGAUUUUAGAUGUGGCCGCGCACACCCUGGCACUCAAUGCUACCGUGGCUCCCGCAGUCAAUUCCGCGCGAUUAAAUUCCGAAGGCCGUAUAGUCGUCACGUUGUCCAAUGGAGACGGAUACAGCUACUCCCCCUCGUUAUAUUCCUGGCAACGGAUGUCCGAGAGCUGGUGGGCUGUUGGUAGCCAGUACUGGAACACCAAAGAUUCUUCCGUCGGGGAUCUGCAAUCCAUUACAACCUCCUCUGUAUCUUCUUCUGCCACUGCUGGUUCUGGUAACCGCCAAGAUGGUGAAGCACAACCACCGGUCUCUGCAGGGGUCAUCCCAUUCCUCGAACGAAACACUACAAACGAAACGCUAGGGCGAGGUCGUGGUUUCUUCCUGCAGCGCUUGGUCAAGAUGCUUCUAUCCCGUGAAGGCUUUGAGGGCUUUGAGGCCAGCGUCUCUGUCGCCCAUCUUGAAAAUCGCGUAGCUGCUGCACUCUCUCUUGGCGCCAAGGAGGAGUUCCGCCUCUAUCUUUCAAUGUAUGCUAAGCGCCUGGGGGCUGAGGGAGCGAAGAUGAAGGCUGAGGAGUUGCUGGAGAGCCUCCUCGGUGGAAUUUUUGAAGACGAGAAGAGUGAUGUUGAUGGGGAUAUGCGCGGUAGUGGAGAACCCACCAAGUCCAAGGAGUUAUCGCAAACUCAGGGUGGAAGCACAGACUCCGGAACUGGUACUUGGGUUAACGGCUCUGAUAAGCUUUGUGGAUGGCCAAGGAGAACGCUGUUGAACGAGGUGGUGUUGGCUUUGGGGAAACAUCGAGACCUCCAACGUGUCACCGUUCCGUAUGCCCAACUUCUGGGACUUCUCGAUGGCGAUCGGGAUCAGGAGCAGGCUCAAGAUCAGAGCCGGAAUCGAGAUGGGGAAGAUGCAAUGGUCACGUAA